AUGGCGUUUUAUAUGAAUCGAUCGAGUAGCUAUGUACCGGGGCGAAAUCGGGUUGUCGACGACAUUAUGCGUGCCUGGCAAGAAAAAUACUGCACAUAUACGGAAGUUAAUGUUUGUGUUUCCACCUUUAAUGUGAAUGGACAACAAGCUCCACGGAAUAUUAUGGGAUGGUUUCCGAGGGACAAGAAAGCAGACUUCUACAUUGUUGGGCUACAAGAAAUCGACCAAUCUUUUGGGGCUCACAUCAUCGACAACGUAAAGAAAGAAAUUGACUGGAUUGAAUGCAUACGAAACUCCCUUCCAAAUCCAAACGACUAUAUCAAGAUUCGUUCACAUCGAUUGGUUGGUGUUUUCAUCGUCAUGUUCAAGUUGGUGAAGUGUAAUGUUCACGUAUCCGAAGUGAAGUCGAGUAUGCUGGCGACAGGAAUCUCAGUUAUGGGAACCAAGCUAGGAAAUAAGGGUGGCACUGGUAUCUCGCUAAAGUUGAACGACUCGCGCAUUUGUUUUAUCAAUUGCCACUUAGCGGCUGGAAAUGGGGAAUUGAAACGACGAAAUCAAGAUUUCAGGGACCUCACAAAUUUGACAUUUGACUGGUAUGCGAGCAUUUGGAGUCACGACGCUAUAUUUUGGUUCGGUGAUCUGAACUAUCGGCUGGCAGACGACAUGCCUUAUACGAAUGAAGAAAUUAGAGAAAUCGCAGCUACUGAAUACGCCCAUUUCCUUCUCCAGUAUGAUCAGCUUAACGGCGAAAAAAAGAGGGGACAAGUGUUUACUGGCUUUGAAGAAACACCACCAGCGUUUCGUCCAACCUACAAAUAUGAUGUCGGAACUUGUCAAUGGGAUAGCAGUGAAAAGGAUAGAGCUCCUGCAUGGUGUGAUCGGAUUCUUUGGCGAAAACUCGAUCCAUAUACACACAUCACGCAAACAUCCUAUGAUUCCCUUGAGGCGGUGGUAUUGUCAGAUCACAAGCCGGUAAUUGCCUAUUUUCGGUUACGACUGCGGACGAUCGACCAGCAGAAGAUGGAUAAGUCAUAUGAAGAUGCUGUCUGGGAAGCCUAC
Molecule: messenger RNA, 1059 nt
Organism: Mesorhabditis belari
Lineage: Eukaryota; Metazoa; Nematoda; Chromadorea; Rhabditida; Rhabditidae
Source: the annotation of a GenBank genome assembly